This is a messenger RNA of Rhagoletis pomonella (apple maggot), 327 nucleotides long. RefSeq lists its product as uncharacterized. The record is from RefSeq and is a predicted model, not a curated record. The transcript is spliced from 3 exons. The coding region runs from base 1 to 327 and encodes 108 amino acids. NCBI's taxonomy places the organism in Eukaryota, Metazoa, Arthropoda, Insecta, Diptera, Tephritidae.
AUGUCGCUCGUAAAAUGUUUUCCAGUCUGCAAGUCCGCGAAAAUUGUUAAUAUUUUAUAUUUUGUGAUUACAAAUCCCCAUAUAAAUGAUUCCACACGCGCGACCGUCACCACGACUACGGAAACGACGCACUGCAAUCUUUCCGGGAGCUCCACUUGGAAGCUGCCAAUUCUACCGCGACGUGCUACAAUUGCAUCUGUACAGGGCACUUCGCGAAAGAGUGCAGGAAGCCAAAACGGGAAUUUGGGUCGUGUUAUGCGUGAGGACAACAAGGGCACCUGGCAAUUGAGGCUGCGCGGAGCAACACUAAAGGAUUUAGACGUUUAA